CGCCACUACUCUAACAGUCCCCUAAUUUCUCUCAUUUCGUUUUUUAUCAUCAAAUCACCGCAUUUCCUUUUCAACGGCUUUCUUUUCCCCGAAAAAAACAAAAGAAAAAACAAAAUCCCUUCUUCUUCUUCCUUUUUCGUUUUGCCCUGCCUGGGUCCGCCAAAAUCCUCUCUGCCAUACUUUCCGUACGUUCCGCCACCACCGUCACGCUUCCACCGCCUCCAUUUGAACGUUGACAUUCGCGAUUGGAUAUUUGGAUAUCAGAUACGGAGUAAUUUGAACGUUCUUCGCGCGUAUUCAUGGCGUUUAGGGACAAAAGCGAAUCUCAGAAGAAUCCGAAGAUGAAGACCGCUUCGUAUUUCAACCGAUCAUUGACGAUGCAUCACGGCCGCACCUCCAAUGAAUCGUUCGGUUUCUCUGGGAAGCCCCCCGUCGAACGGAUCGGCUCGUUUAAGAAGCUCUACGGUCCCGCCGCGUUUGAAUCGAUCGUAUCCGUCACCGGGAAGGUGAAGAAGCUUUGCUCGCUCUUCGAUACGCAGAAAUUAUCCAGCCGCUUGUCCAAUUUCCUCCCCCUUCAGCAACAAUCUCCGUCAGGCGCCGUCGCGAAACCCUCGGAUUCCGAAUCUGGCGGAUCUCUGCUUCAGCUGCCGGGGACGGAGGACAGAGUGGUCAUCUACUUCACGAGCCUGAGAGGAAUCCGGCGGACGUUCGAGGAUUGCUACACGGCGAGAAUGAUCCUGAAGAGCUUCCGAGUGAAGGUGGACGAGAGGGACAUCUCCAUGGACAACGCGUACAGGACAGAGCUGCAGAGCAUUUUAGGGCAGAAGGAUGUGAGCCUGCCGCAGAUAUUCAUCAAAGGGAAGUAUAUCGGCGGAGCUGAAGUGGUAAAGCAGAUGAACGAAGUCGGCGAUCUGGUGAAACUGCUCAGGGGCAUGCCAAUGCGGCCGCCGGGACGCGGCGGCGCCUGUGACGGUUGCGGAGAUGCGCGGUUUUUCCCCUGCACGAAUUGCAACGGGAGUAAGAAAGUGUUCGAUGAGGAGGAACGACAAGUGAGAAGGUGCCACGUGUGCAACGAGAACGGGCUGGUUCGCUGCCCUUUCUGCUGUUAUUGACUGCCCGGAUUUUUACUCUGAUUGGUGAUUCUCAUGGUCCGUACUAAUUGCACGUUUAACUAUGUAUAUACGGAGUAUCUAUUUUGUAAGUAUGAAUGAUUUGAGAUGACCAAUGGGACGUAUACAGUAUUUUGAGGAGAGUAUUUUGAGGAG
Messenger RNA from Cuscuta epithymum, 1265 nucleotides. The record is from the annotation of a GenBank genome assembly. NCBI's taxonomy places the organism in Eukaryota, Viridiplantae, Streptophyta, Magnoliopsida, Solanales, Convolvulaceae.